This is a messenger RNA of Pollicipes pollicipes, 683 nucleotides long. RefSeq names its product 60S ribosomal protein L13a-like. The record is from RefSeq and is a predicted model, not a curated record. Gene Ontology annotation, biological process: translation; negative regulation of translation. NCBI's taxonomy places the organism in Eukaryota, Metazoa, Arthropoda, Thecostraca, Pollicipedomorpha, Pollicipedidae. Gene Ontology annotation, molecular function: mRNA binding; structural constituent of ribosome. Gene Ontology annotation, cellular component: ribosome; cytosolic large ribosomal subunit.
UGUCGGCACCAACCGGUGUAAACUUCCUUUUGAUCGUGAACAUGUCUGAGAAAAAGCGGGCUAUCGUGGUCGAUGGCAGCGGCCACCUCCUCGGCCGCCUGGCCGCGGUGGUGGCCAAGGCCCUCCUGUCGGGAGACAAGGUGGUGGUGCUGAGGUGCGAAGGCAUCAACAUCUCGGGCUCCUUCUUUAGGAACAAGCUCAAGUACAUGGCGUACCUGCGAAAGCGGUGCAACGUGAACCCGGCUCGCGGCCCGUUCCACUUCCGCGCGCCCGGCAUGAUGCUGAGGCGUGUUAUCCGGGGCAUGCUGCCACACAAGACGCGCCGCGGCGGCACGGCCAUGCUGAACCUGCGCUGCGUGGAGGGCGUGCCGCGCGAGUACCAGAAGCUGCGCCGCCACGUGGUGCCGUCGGCCAUGCGCAAGAUGCGCCUGCGCCCCGGACGCCCGUACUGUGAGCUGGGCCGCCUGGGUCACGAGGUGGGCUGGAAGUACCAGGAUGUGGUCAAGACCCUGGAGGCCAGGCGCCGCGUCAGGGAUCACGUCUACGCCAGGAAGAUCGCCCUGCAGAAGAAACUGAAGUCACGCGUUUUGAAGCAGGUUUCAAAACAGAUCGCGCCCAUCGACAAGGAGCUGGCUGAGCUGGGGUGCGUUGUGUAAUGUCACCAAUACAAGCCCUCAAGUGUG